Molecule: messenger RNA, 2168 nt
Organism: Sinocyclocheilus grahami
Lineage: Eukaryota; Metazoa; Chordata; Actinopteri; Cypriniformes; Cyprinidae
Exons: 4
Coding region: 92-2158 (688 amino acids)
Molecular function (GO): GTP binding; zinc ion binding
Source: RefSeq, a predicted model, not a curated record
GAUCUUCGUGAUUCUCUUGAUGAUUAAUUUUUUUAACCAUUGAACAGAAAGUGAAAGUAAAGUUCAGACUGCUGGAGCUCAAACAGAGAAAAUGGCUUCUCUACAUGUGUCUGGAGAAGAGCUUUCUUGUCCCGUAUGCAGUGAAAUAUUCAAGAAUCCUGUUCUUCUGUCAUGUACUCACAAUAUCUGUAAAGAGUGUCUUCAUCAGUUCUGGAGAACCACAGAUACUCAGCAGUGUCCUGUCUGCAGGAGAAGAUCCUCAAAACCUGAGCCUCCAGUUAAUCUUGCGUUACAAAACCUGUGUGAGUCGCUCCUGAAGGAGAGAAAUGAGAGUUGUUCAUCAGGAUCUGAGGAGAUCUGCAGUUUACACAGUGAGAAACUCAAGCUCUUCUGUCUGGAGGACAAACAGCCGGUGUGUGUGGAGUGUGUUACUUCUCAACAACACAUCAAUCACACAUUCAGACCCAUCAGUGAAGCUGUUCCAUCUGAUAAGGAGGAGCAUUAUACACCACUGAAGUCCUUGCCAGAGAAGCACAAAGAAAGCAUUAAAGGAAAGUUUGAGAAAACAGGACAACACAUCCAGAACAAAAAUUAUCUGAUCAAGAAAAGCAUCUUAAUUGAAGAUGGGAAUCCUGCUCGAUACCAUCUGCAAAAAAGGACGGACAAUUUGAAUCAAUCUGAACCAUAUAAAAAAAUGACCUUUGGGGAGAGAGAUAGACACAAACCUCAUAAAUCCAUUCUGCUGGUGGGAGAAACAGGAACUGGAAAAACAACCCUGAUCAAUGUGAUGAUCAACCACAUGUUGGGUGUUCAGAGAGAAGACAAGGUUUGGUUUGAGAUCACAGAUGAUCAGAGCGACCGAACAUCAGCUCACAGUCAGACCUCCAGCAUCACUGUUUAUGGGUUUUAUCUACAAGAGAGUCCAAUCGAUUUAACAAUCAUCGACACUCCAGGAUAUGGAGACACUCGUGGAGUUGAUCUUGAUAAAGACAUCACCAUGAGUUUGCACAGAUUAAGUGAAUUAGAAAGCUGGGUUCAUGAAAUAGAUGCAGUGUGUCUGGUGAUUAUGGCCCAUCAAAAUCGACUCUCUGACAGACAAAUAUACAUAUUUGAUGCUCUUCAGACUUUAUUUGGAAGAGAUAUUGCUGAAAACAUCCUCUUGCUCUUCACACACUCAUCUGGAGCUCCACCUAAAAAUGCCCUGAGGGCUGUUAAAGAGGCUAACAUCAAGUGUGCAGUAAAUGAGCAGAAUCAGCCCGUGUUUUUCCUGUUCGACAACUGUCAGUCAGAAGCUGCUGAUGAAGAAUAUGAAACAAUACAGGAACAAUCAUGGAAUCUCAGUUUUAGAGGAAUGACAGGAUUAUUUAAUUGUCUUGACAAAAAAUGUUCAAUAUCCUUGAAGUUGACUCGAGAUGUGCUGCAGAAACGGGAGCAGUUGGAGACAAAUAUCUCCGAUCUACAAUCACGAGUUCAAGAGAUGAAACAAAAAGAAAAUGAGCUGAAACUAACUCAAGAAACUCUGAAGAAGAACCAGGAAUAUGUCAAAAAUGAUAAGAACUUUGAGUAUGAAGUUGAAGUGGCCUACAAAGAAAGGAUUGAUAUUGAUUCUUCUAAAGCCAAGAUGGCGAUGUGCUGCACCGUCUGUGAGGAGAACUGUCAUUAUCCAGGAUGCUGGUGGGUCAGUGAUCUCUCGUGGUGCAGCGUGAUGAAGAAUUAUCACUGUACAGUGUGCACUAAUAAAUGCCACUGCAGCAAACACAUCAAAACAGCAAAAAUAUAUGAAACAAAGACAAAGACAGAGAAGAGGACAGAUGAAGAUUUAAAAAAGGAAUAUAAUGAGAAAAUUGGACACGGUGUGUCUUUGGUCAAGAAGCUGGAAGACGACCUGCAGGAAUUAGAGAGCGAGAAAAGAAAGCUGGUGAAAGCAGCUUUUGAAGCUAUUGGAGCUCUGGAGAAGAUCGCCCUCAAUACUGAUUCACUGUUCAUAUUUCAGCACAUUGAUUUUCUGAUUGAGAUGCUGAAAGAAAGAAAUGAGCCUGAAAACGCCAAAACACUGGAAAACAUCAAGCUGAGAGCAGAAAAAAAACAAGGAGCACUUGGAUACUUUAGAUAUUAUUUAAAAAAAAAAAAAAUAAUGUCUAAGAUACACAAACCCUGAUGAAACUCUG